AUGCUCAUCCUAUUGGCCCUGUCGUACAUCGGCGGCACGGUCGGAUUCAUACUCGUCACCCUCAGUAUCGCCUCUGGCCUCUACUAUGUCUCUGAGUUUGUUGAAGAACACGCCCGCUUCUCAAAGCUGGUCAUUGAGCGCCUCAUCCUGCUCGUGGUCGCCUUCAUCCUCUUGCUGAUGCUGGUCGAUGGUCUUUCUCCGGUGCUUGGCGUGCUUACACUUCUGGCGCAUGGCAUUUACUGGCGCAACCUCAAGGACUUCCCUGUCAUCCACAUGCAAAGUGUCUGGUUCAUUGGCGCCAUUUGCAGUGUCCUUGCAACGCACUUCCUAUGGUUCAGGGAGUUUGGCAGACUACAGCGGGAAUCAGCACUUCUGGCACAAUCUGCCUAUGGACGGCCAGGCGGAUCAAGUAGUGGGUAUGGCUAUGGCAGCACGGGGCAACAAGUCCCGGGACAAGUGACAUUCGGACAAGUCUCGAGCUUCUUUGGCAUUUGCGUCUGGCUUGUCCCCUUUUCACUCUUUGUGUCUCUAUCGGCGGGCGAAAAUACAUUACCGCUUAGUACGCCCUCACGCGCUUCGUCGCCGUCACUCGGUGGUAUUGAUGCAGCGGAUGGCAAACUGGCAGGCACGCAGCGAGGAGGCGGCCGCCAACGUGCAGGUGGACUCGUGAAGCAAGUGUACAAGCGAUGCGGCGAGGUGCUUCAACCAGUCUUGCAGUCUCUGGGCAUCACAAAGGAGGAAGAUGAGUAUACUCGGCGGACAGGACAUUUUGCAUAG
Protomyces lactucae-debilis is the source of this 777-nucleotide messenger RNA. RefSeq names its product transmembrane adaptor Erv26. Gene Ontology annotation, molecular function: COPII receptor activity. The record is from RefSeq and is a predicted model, not a curated record. The transcript has a single exon. Gene Ontology annotation, cellular component: COPII-coated ER to Golgi transport vesicle; endoplasmic reticulum membrane; Golgi membrane. Gene Ontology annotation, biological process: endoplasmic reticulum to Golgi vesicle-mediated transport. Bases 1 to 777 code for a protein of 258 amino acids. NCBI's taxonomy places the organism in Eukaryota, Fungi, Ascomycota, Taphrinomycetes, Taphrinales, Protomycetaceae.